CCUCCGCUCCUGCGGCUCCCGCCGAGGCCGCGGCCGCGCGGGGGAGGCGCCGUCCCUGCCCCGCCACAGGUGCAGCCGGAGCCCGAAGCGCCGCGUCCUCCCGGAGACCCCGCACCGAGCCGAGAUGCCCCGACAGUUUCCAAAGCUGAACAUCUCGGAGGUUGACGAGCACGUGCGACUUCUGGCGGAGAAGGUCUUUGCUAAAGUUCUGAGGGAAGAAGACAGCAAAGAUGCACUGUCACUCUUCACUGUGCCUGAGGACUGCCCUAUUGGGCAGAAGGAGGCCAAGGAAAGGGAACUGCAGAAGGAACUGGCAGAACAGCAGUCCCUGGAAACAGCUAAAAGGAAGAAAAGUUUCAAGAUGAUUCGAUCCCAGUCUUUGUCAUUACAAAUUCCAUCUCAGGAAUGGAAAGCACCACCCGCCAAUCCUGUCCUGUCUCCAGCAACACCAGUUCUUCCAAGUGCUUUUGUGCCAGUCCAAGUGCCAUAUGAUGUACCAGAAUUCCAGAGAGUUUCAAUUAGUGGGGACUACUGUGCAGGGGUGACAGUUGAUGACUAUGAACAAGCUGCCAAGAGCCUGGUGAAAGCUCUUCUCAUUCGAGAGAAGUAUUCCCGCCUUGCCUACCAUCGCUUCCCGAGGACAACGUCUCAGUACCUGUGCAGCAUGCGGGAUGAAAAAUGGAAGGUUGAAGAUGAAGUGUGUCCAGAUUUCCAUUCACCCCCAGAAGAAAAUGAAGAUCCUUACAAUCUUGAUGAUGCUCCAGAUAACUUGGAUUAUGUUAUCAAGCUGAAAGGUGGAAUUCCCUUUGUUUAUGAUAACAAGGAAAUGAUGGAGCUCAAUGAGCCUCGGAGUUUGCCGUAUCCUGACCUGGAGACCUACACCCUUGACUUGAGCCACGUUCUUGCUCUGAUUGCAGAUGGUCCAACAAAAACAUAUUGUCACCGGAGGCUUAACUUUUUAGAGUCUAAAUUUAGUUUACAUGAGAUGUUAAAUGAAAUGUCGGAAUUUAAAGAACUAAAGAGUAAUCCCCAUCGAGACUUUUAUAACGUGAGAAAGGUUGAUACUCAUAUCCACGCUGCUGCUUGCAUGAACCAGAAGCACUUACUGAGGUUUAUUAAGCACACCUAUCAAACGGAGCCCGACAGGAUUGUUGCAGAGAAAAAAGGCAGGAAGAUGACUUUAAAGCAAGUCUUUGAAAGCCUUCACAUGGACCCCUAUGACCUCACUGUGGACUCUUUAGAUGUCCAUGCAGGUCGUCAAACAUUUCAUCGAUUUGACAAAUUCAAUUCCAAGUACAAUCCAGUUGGUGCCAGUGAGCUGAGGGACUUGUAUUUGAAAACUGAGAACUACAUUGGUGGUGAAUAUUUCGCUCGUAUGGUCAAGGAAGUAGCCCGUGAACUAGAAGAAAGUAAGUACCAGUAUACAGAACCCCGCUUAUCCAUUUAUGGACGGUCUCCAGAUGAAUGGCUGAACUUGGCAAAAUGGUUCAUUAAGCAUAAAGUUUAUUCCCCUAAUAUGCGCUGGAUAAUUCAGGUUCCCAGAAUCUAUGACAUAUUUAGGUCUAAAAAUAUUCUGCCUAGUUUUGGGAAGAUGUUGGAGAACAUCUUUUUACCUUUGUUUGAAGCAACAAUCAAUCCCAAAGACCACAAAGAAUUGCACCUAUUCCUUAAAUAUGUGACUGGCUUUGACAGUGUUGAUGAUGAAUCCAAGCACAGUGGCCAUAUGUUCUCUGACAAGAGCCUUAACCCUGACCUCUGGACCAGUGAGAAGAAUCCCCCAUAUAGCUAUUAUUUGUAUUAUAUGUAUGUGAACAUCAUGUUGCUAAACAACCUUAGGAGGGAAAGAGGCAUGUGCACUUUCCUGUUUCGCCCUCACUGUGGAGAAGCUGGGUCUAUCACACACCUUGUGUCAGCCUUCCUGACUGCAGACAACAUCUCCCACGGAUUGCUCUUGAAGAAGAGUCCUGUCCUCCAGUACCUUUAUUAUCUUGCACAAAUACCCAUUGCCAUGUCUCCACUUAGUAACAACAGCCUAUUCCUGGAGUACUCCAAAAAUCCACUAAGGGAAUUUCUCCAUAAGGGACUACAUGUCUCUCUCUCCACAGAUGAUCCGAUGCAGUUUCAUUACACAAAGGAAGCUCUCAUGGAAGAAUAUGCCAUUGCAGCCCAGGUGUGGAAACUGAGUACCUGUGACUUGUGUGAGAUAGCCAGAAACAGCGUCCUACAGAGUGGAUUGUCAGAUAAGGAAAAACAGAAGUUCUUAGGGGUGAAUUAUUGUAAAGAAGGGCCUGAGGGAAAUGACAUUCGAAAGACAAAUGUUGCACAGAUCCGGAUGGCCUUCAGGUACGAGACACUGUGCAAUGAACUCAGUUUCCUGUCAGAUGCCAUGAGAACAGAAGAGAUUUCUACUCUGUCAAAGUAGCUAUGAACUCAGAGAAACCAGAACAUUUCACCCCUACGCAGGAUAAGAUGCUAAUUAACAUCAAAUCAUCUGUCUGUGAUGCUGCCAGGACAGAACUGAGCAGUACAGAGAAAAAAGAGAGUAUCUGUGGAAGGUAAACAGUGUUUGCUGCCGUCUUCUCCUGCAUUAUUCUCAUUGCAAAGGUUUCAGUUUCCAGGAACAUUAGGCUUUUUAAAAUUGCUGUAAAUAUUAAAUGCAAACUUAGAAUCACGUAAUAUUUGUUUCAUACUGUCUUAACUGUGCCCUGCAUUGUAGCUUGGGAAACAAGAGAGAACAUCCAUAGUGCAUCUGUGACAUGCACCUGAGGAUGCCACAGAUGCUGACAGUACACAUGCACCUGGCUUUGUCCUGCAAGCCUCGGUACCAAUCAUGGCAUUUAGCACUCCUAAGUUUAACCCUUUAUUCAUUAACACUUUGUAUGGGGUGCAUAAUUUUAAGGCUACCCUUUCAUUCUGGAGGGUGUUCUGACACAGUUUUUAACUUAAUGUUUCAGCAGUUAUAUUGGAAAACAAGGAAAACCAAAAUCAGGUAAUCUUGUUCGGUGACUAAUUAAUUACUUCCUGUUAUGUAGGAUGUCAGUGAAGAACAACAGAUGAAUGCUUUUUAAUCUAGCAAGUACAAAACAUGGUGUCAAAAUCACUAUUGUACACUGUAAUGAGCCUAAUUAUAUCAUGACAAAUUUUGCCUUGAAAGUUGACAACACUUUUUUUAUUGCUUUGUAAUGGGAAUAUGUGGAUAUGCCAGUUCAAAUUACUUAGAAGUUUAUGCAGAUAAUUUUGGUUGCAUGUAAAGGGAAAUUUUUUACUUGAAAAAAGGAAGUGUUCUUAUGAAUCAGUGGUAGAAACACCAGACCUGGGUUCUGGUCCUACUUCUGACAUAUUUUUACACCUUUGUUUUAGUCUGUAUUUCAGUCGAUCAGAGCUGAAUGGGAAGUCAAGCUGUCUAUUUAUACAGAAGUUAUUCCACUUGAAAUCUGUCGUUUCAAAUCAUGUCGUGUUAAACUAUUUAUUUGUGAUGGAGCAGUUAGUAAAAUACAGCUACUGGAAUAUUUAUCACUUUUAAUCUCGUUUCUAUUUGAUCAUCCUUAAGACACAGUACUACUCAUUCAGAAAGGAUUAAAGGUAAUACCAUGAUGGCAUCUGUGUAUUGUAGAAGCUGCAGUAGUUCCACACCACAACAGAUUCGAGGCCAGGGGCAGCAGUGGGUCCUGUGAGUCCAACCUUGCACUGCUCAAUUCAAAGGCCUGCAGUCCCUAAGGUAGGACUUUGGGACAUUUUUUUAAUGGACCUGCUGUCCUGAUUGCAGGGAAAUGGCACUAAAGGGAAGGAGGAAUGAAUUCCUUAUCACCUCCUAUAGCUGUGCAGCCCUGCAAGAGCCCCAUGAGAGAGAGAGAAACCUAAAGACUGUUAGGAAGCAGCCUGGAAAUAAGGCUGCUCUGAGGGAGAUCGAGACACAGGAGGAGAGUUCUGGUUCCUCCAGUCACUGUCACAGGCAGCCAGUGUCAUGCACAGUGAUUGCACAUGUUCUUCAUCCAAAAACAGGGCUGCACACAAGUGGUGGGAGACUGGACUUAGGCUCUUCAGUGCCCCAGCAUAAAGUCUGCAGUGUACAACUAGUGCCAGGUUUUCUAUUCCUUGUACACCUAAAAAUCACAUGCAACCAUGUAAUGCUGCUCAGCUGUAUGAGAAUAAAAUGGUCCAAAGUUCUUAGUCAGCAGUGCCUGUUGGCCUCACCGUUAGAAACUUUAGCAGCUCAUAUAAAGCAAUCUCAGGAUUGGUGAGUGUAAUUGUUCUUAGGAUGAAGUCUGAAAACGUGGUUCAAGUAUUUUAGCUGCAUAAAAUGCAGAUAUCUUGUUUUCAUCAGUACAACUGCCUAAUAAAUUUUUAUCAACAUAACAUAAUUUACUUGGGAAAAGCAUCUGCAUCCAGGCUAAAUAAGCAACACGACUGGUUGAAGAAUUUCAGUUUUAAGUAUUUCCAUCUGAUAAACAUUGCUUUACUCGGGUUGUUUUACCUGAAGAUCACUAUCAGUGUUGCUUUUGUUGUCACAUUUCUUACUAUUAUACCACAUUUAUGUAUGUUUAAUACCUUUUCAGCUUUCCUUACCUCAAACACAUCAGGUUUUAAUACGUCUGUAGCUCUUAUUAAAAAAAAUAAAAAAAAGGAAAACUGGAUUUGAAUAUUCAGUUGAUGGACAGAAACUGGGAUUUUGACAAUAACCACAAUAACACAGAAGUGGUCACGACCACAAGUUCUGCUUUCUGUGCUUCCUUGUGUGCUGCUUUUAAGGAUAAACUGGGCUAAUAGUAUUAUAUUUGGGGAAACAAAGCAACAUCCUUUCAAGCUUCCACUACUACAUCUCUUCUGGUCAUCUGUUAAUUAGGCAAAAGUUAUUCAUUCCCAAGUUCAGUUCUUCAUCUUUGCCGCCUUUUCUUUUUAUAAAGUUGCACUUUUGUGCUAAUGGGAGGCUGCUCCCAAUAACCUCGUGGUCUCAGCUGUGGCUGGAAUGAAAGGGAGAUCCAGUGUGAGUCACUGCUGUCCACACUGGCUCAAAGGCAGGACAGGGCAGUGGCUCAUUCCUCCCAACAGUGCUGAGGGUCAAACCUGGUUACAACACAGCCUGUUUGACUCACACUGAAAGGGACUGAAAGAACAUCACUGUGGGUGGGGAAUGGGGUAAAUGUGGCUUCAGACUGGAAGAAUAUCGUGUUUUCUCUUAUUUGCACUGGAGGUAAGGUUCCAACAUUAUUCAAGACUUCCUUAAAUCUGUUGGCUCAGAGCAUUUUAUACCUUCACCUGAAAUGGUUAAUUAUGGUUAUUUGAUGUUUACAGCCUAUCUACCUGAACAAUUUCCAGUGAUUCUUUUCUGUUCUGUUACUGUAGCAAACUUCAGGCAUUUGCUCUGCUAUGGGAUAAUAAUUUUUUUUCUCACCCCAUAGUCACCUUAUCUUCUCAUAUCAUUGUUCUUAUGUGGCUAAACCUUUCUGUUCUCUUUGCCUAGUUAAAAUGCAAGUCUGAAAAGGUGUCUGUAAAAACUGCUUCUUCUUUCUGUGCCUGGGUUAAAUGAUGUUUAUCUUUUGCCUCUUGUGGAAGCAUUAAACUAAUGAAUUGUCAAGGAA
This is a messenger RNA of Corapipo altera (White-ruffed manakin), 5579 nucleotides long. It is a transcript of the gene AMPD3, whose product is annotated as adenosine monophosphate deaminase 3. Gene Ontology annotation, biological process: IMP salvage; AMP metabolic process. Bases 125 to 2422 code for a protein of 765 amino acids. Gene Ontology annotation, cellular component: cytosol. NCBI's taxonomy places the organism in Eukaryota, Metazoa, Chordata, Aves, Passeriformes, Pipridae. The transcript has 15 exons. Gene Ontology annotation, molecular function: AMP deaminase activity. The record is from RefSeq and is a predicted model, not a curated record.